AUGUCCAUUGCACGACACACGGAAAUUCUUCCACAGGGUGGUAAAAAAUGCUGGUGUUCAGACUUCAGGGAGGAUAUAGAAAGUCCCCUUUCAACGUGUACAAGUGAUGGCGAAGUACAAAAAGUCUUGGUGAAUGGCACAGCACAAAUAAAAUGUGAUGUUUCUUCGAAUCAAGCCAACGACAAAGUUCUUCUUGUUGUUUGGUACAAGAACAAUCUUCCAAUCUACAGCUAUGACAUCCGGGGAGCACAUUCAAAUAGUCCGUCACAUUGGCGAGACGGAGAAGUGCUGGAAGAUCGUGCCGUCUUCAAGUCAGUCGGUGGGCCAGCGGAAUUAAUCAUAAAUCCAGUCCUGGACAAGGAUGCUGGAAAUUUUCGCUGUCGAGUCGAUUUCAAACUUUCACCGACAAGAAAUAGUAAUGUGAACUUAGAAGUAGUUGUUCCGCCCCAACCACCGAAAAUUUUCAACGAGAUGAGAGAAUACAUUGAAUCUCGCGCUGGUCCAUACGAAGAAGGGGGUGAUCUGCAUUUAAUUUGCGUAGUUGUUGGAGGAUCCCCGAUGCCAACAGUUACGUGGUCAAGCAAUGGCCAAAUACUUUCCAGUACAAUGCUCGAUUUGUCAUUUUCUUCCGCAUUGAAUAGUAAACUUAUAGUACGUAAUUUAUCGAGAAUACACCACCAUACAGUUUACACGUGUCAAGCGAGUAAUUUUCAUAAAAAAAUUGUCUCCACCAAUGUCACUAUUGAAUUGUACCUUCGACCACUUUCCGUGGAAAUCCUAUUUGGAAAUCAACCCUUAUCAGCGGAUCGACGAUAUGAAGUGCAAUGCCAAACAGUGGGCUCGAGACCACCAGGGAAAAUAACGUGGUGGAUGAGUGGUGUUGAACUAAAAGCGUCAAAUGUGAAGGUCUCAUCAGAUGGUAACGUCAGUUUAUCAACGUUGAAUUUUACACCCACAAGACAAGACCAUGGGAAAACACUUGUUUGCCGUGCCACUAACGAGCUGGUUAAGCGUGGAAUGAAGGAAACAUCGAUGAAACUGAAUGUAUUCUUUGUACCAACUCUUCAGCUGGACUUGGGAUCAAAUUUAAAUCCGGAAGAUAUUGAAGAGGGAGAUGAUGUCUACUUUGAAUGCAAAGUGCACGCUAAUCCUGCUGCAUACAAAGUUGUAUGGAAACACAAUGGACAAACGGUGCAGCAUAACCACAAAGCCGGUGUGAUAAUGAGCAGCAGUGAUUUGGCUCUGCAAGGGAUUACAAGGCAUCAAGCCGGAAAUUACACAUGUAUUGCCUCGAACGUAGAGGGUGAUGGUGAGAGCAAUGUUGUCGAGUUGAGAGUUAUGUAUAAGCCAAUCUGUCGACCGGACCAGAAGCGAAUUUAUGGUGUGGCCCGUAACGAAGCGGCUGAGAUUCUAUGCGAAGUGGACGCAUAUCCGGCUCCUGAAACAUUUAAAUGGUCCUUCAACAACACAGCGGAAACGUUCGAUAUGCCCCAAAGUGGCUACCGGGUCCACUCAGCUCAGGCAUCCACAUUAACGUACACACCUGUGAAGGAAAUGGAUUUUGGCACAAUUAUGUGCUGGGCAGAUAAUGUUGUUGGGCAACAGAAGGAGCCUUGUGUAUUUCACCUAAUAGCUGCUGGAAGGCCUGAUAUGCCCUACAAUUGUACACUGAUCAACCAAACUUCUGACUCUUUGGAAGUUGAUUGUUCUGAAGGGUUCGACGGUGGACUACAACAGUGGUUCAUCAUGGAGAUAUUUGAUGAACAAACAGGACUACUGCAAGCAAAUGUGUCUUCCAAGUUACCUCUAUUCGCAGUCGGUGGUCUAGACGCUGGACGUCUCUUGAAGAUAUUAAUUUAUUCUGCCAAUGUUAAAGGUCGUAGCGAAGCUGUGGCUGUUCAGGCAUUCACAUUGAAGGCGGCAGAAAAGCAAACUGGACGAGACGGGAAGCACAAUCAAUUCGAAUUAGCGUCGAUACUAUCAGUUGCAAUAUUUAUCGGUGUGCUAACAGUAUUAGUAUGUAUCGGAGUGGUCAUGUACAUCUUGAGGCUACGCACCGGUGCACCACACAAUCAUCACCAUCAGCACAAAAGCAAGAACAACAAUAUGACACGUCCGGGAAAUUUGCCGAUCAAGGAGAAAAUUUCCUUGCCACUGAGUCAAUCUGAGGAUUUGUACGACGAAAAGAAUCCUGAUGUUGUGCCAUACAAUGAAGAUCCCGACUACAAAUUGAAAUCAGCUGCCCAAACUCCAGCCGCGCACCAUAAUUCACGCUCAAAUGAUCCUGAAGUGGUUGGCAGAAUGGUGGAUGAUAGGAAAACAUAUUUAACAACGCAAGAUGAGCUCCACUAUGCGGAGCUAUCCUUGGCCGUUUCGAAGCACAUAGAGAGCUCCGGCGGCAGCACAGGAGGUGGAGGGCCACCGCCUGGUCUUCUGUGUUCAGGGAGUAGUAAACAACUUCAGUCGGGACCAACGGUUGUUCCCUCCACGCAGGAUCCUAACCAGAAAAAGCCACCUGCGUACAACUACUUCGACGAACCCACCAUUUAUGCUCAAAUCGACCAUAAUUACAAAGUGCCGGCGAAUGUAGUUAUGCCGCCGGCAACUUCUCCAUCGUCCACCGCCGCAGUAGCGCCAACGUCGUAUCCGGCGAAGCCCUUUCUGCGCGAAAUCGUCACGAUGCGGACGCCGUUGGUGUUUACGCAACAGGAAAGUUGCGUCUAAUACCGUCGCGUCGAGUGGCGCACACCUCCACCCGAAAAAAUUAGGAGAAACAAUUUCUAUUCUUCACCUAACUGCAAAAUGUACAUUUUUUGGCGCAACAUGCCUAGAAUAAUUUUACUCUAAAACAAAAAAAAAAGAACUAUAAUAUCUUUAAGGCACUGGAGUCUCCGCACAAGAGACCUAAUAAAAAAGACUCUGUAAAAAGUUCUUUCAUAUCCUUGAGAAAGAAGAACGUGAAAUCAACAGAGAAAAAUCCUUGAGAAAUUCUGUUCAAUCAAAAUAAUGGUGUUGAAUGUUGUUUUCUCAUUGUACUGAAGAAAUAUUUUUUACUCUGUCUAUUAUUACAACGAUUAGGGGCAAAAACAAUGUAUUAUGGAGUACGUACAUUUUACUUAUGUUUUGUAAACAUUGAUUUGAACGUGACCUAGUGAAAUUGGUGGAAUUAAAUUUAGCUCCAUCUCUUACAGAUCUGUUAAUUCCAUGUUUACAGAAUCAAAGUAAUUGUGAUGUACUCUGUAAGUUUUGAAAAUGCGACAACUACUUUUCAUAUCAUCUAAUUCCUUCCAUAUAAAUAAUAAUAUUUAUUUUUCAUUAAUCACUUCAAAUGGUAAAUUAUUGCAUAAGGUUUCACUCAUUCAACAUUUAGCAAAUUUCUAUGUAAUGUUCUUGGAUGGUUAGGAAGGAAGAUAAAUCGCAGCAAUAAAGUUUGAAAUGUUAUUACCAUUCUCCAAAAGAAAACAGUCAACAAAAGUGAUCCUCCUAAGUUGGUGACCAUUGCAAUGAUUCUGUUAUUGUUUUUCAAAUUGAUUUCAAUUUAAUAAAUAUUAAACAAUGCUUUAAUGUUUUCCAUUAUACAUUUCAUUUUAAAUAUUAAAAAUUAAUCGGAUAUUGACUGGAAUUAAAUCGUAAAUCAUAUUAUAAGGAAUUAUUUCAACAUUAAAUUAAACAUCCUUUUAUAGUUUAAUACUGAAAAAUCACAUUUUAUUGUAUAUAUUAUAUACUAAAUUGCAUUUUUGGGGACAUAAUUGAUUGUUACAUAAAAUCAAAUAUAAAUUUAGAAAGGACCGUUAUAUAUUCAUAGGUUUGCUAACUAAUUGCUAGAGACUAUGACUUUCUUUGGCUGUUCUUAUCAUUGCCUCAGCCUGUGCGAAAGUUAAAACUUACUGCCAAUUUCCAUAACGAUUCACAUCUUCUAUGCGUAACUUUGCAUUCAUUCAAUUCAAGAAACCGAUUUAUUAAGGACCAAAUACUCAGGUUGUUGUACUACCACUCUUUUAGUCACAUUUCUCCUUACGCACAAGGCAUCAACUUUAAUUGAUUUACUUUUAAUUUCGGUGUGUUUAGAAUGGUUG
Molecule: messenger RNA, 4076 nt
Organism: Phlebotomus papatasi
Lineage: Eukaryota; Metazoa; Arthropoda; Insecta; Diptera; Psychodidae
Product: nephrin
Exons: 16
Coding region: 1-2724 (907 amino acids)
Molecular function (GO): protein binding
Source: RefSeq, a predicted model, not a curated record